Molecule: messenger RNA, 2037 nt
Organism: Hippopotamus amphibius kiboko
Lineage: Eukaryota; Metazoa; Chordata; Mammalia; Artiodactyla; Hippopotamidae
Gene: FBXO43
Product: F-box protein 43
Exons: 4
Coding region: 16-2037 (673 amino acids)
Biological process (GO): negative regulation of meiotic nuclear division; regulation of mitotic nuclear division
Cellular component (GO): nucleus
Molecular function (GO): zinc ion binding
Source: RefSeq, a predicted model, not a curated record
AUACAGAUUUUGAAGAUGUCAGAAAGGCAUUCAGGUCAAGCUGGCACUGGAGCAGGAAAUGAGGUGGACUCUCCUAUUGUCAAUGUCAAGUCCUUCACCUUUGGAGACUUUUGUUCCUUAUCUUCAUUUCAAGAUAGUGGCUACAGUGAGCUAAAAUCGUGCAGCUUUGAUAAUACAGAUAAAGAAUUAUUUGGAAAGAAAGAAAGAGGCUCAACAUUAAUCCAUGAACACCCUGAAACUUCAAGUUUAGCCUUAACACAUAGUUUAGAGUCUCCCACUCAAAGAAAGAGAUUUGUCUUCCCCAGAGAGGAAAAGGAUAAAACCCCAGAACUUUGUGAAACUCCUAAAGUCAGUGGAAAAAAAUUUUUACUGCGCAGAAGAUUGGACAUAUCUUUUUCCCUUCUAAAGGGGGACUUUGAAUCACAAAAUAGUUCUCUUGAAAGUAGUACAAGCCAAGUUCCCAAUUUAGAAAAAAAUAUUCCAAGCAGUGAUUCAGGUUUUCCAAGGCAAAAUAAUUUUAGUUCUUUGGUUACUAGCACUUUGAAAACAGAAGAAGUGACUUCCAGCAGUCAAAAACUGAGACUUAAUUUUUCUCAGCAGAAGACAUCCACAGUUGAUGAUUCCAAAGAUAACUGUAGCCUGUUUGAAGUUGAGUGUAUAUCUCCGAUUCAGGGCAACAGUUUUAAAGACUCCAUCACACAUGACUUUAGCGACAGCAGUCUAUGUAUUAACGAUGAGAAUACAUAUCCUGAACUUCUGGGCUCUUCUGUUGGUGGAACAACUUGUGGAACAGAUGAGGACAUAUUUGUGACUCCAAUAAGUAAUCUUGUAGCAAAUGUUAAAUUUAAUGCAAGUCAAAAGCUUUCUCCUUCAGCUGAAGUAAGACGCAAUAUUUCAACACCUGAAGACAGUGGUUUUAACUCACUUUGCUUGGAUAAGUCAGAAGAUCCCCUCUCUGACCAAGAGGGCUCUUUCCAAGAACUGCUUCAGAAACAUAAGGGAACUCUCAAAGUCAGGGACACCAUAAAAAAGUCAAGGCGUCUUGGAAGAUUAAGAAGACUGUCCACCCUUAGGGAGCAAGGCUCACAAUCUGAGGCAGAAGAAGAGCAGACCAACCUCUCUGGCUCUGAAUCAACACCAGCGGCCACUUUAGAUGUCUCAGAGAGUCAGCCGAACAGUGAGAAUAAGAGUGGGGAUUUGAGUUUAAGCUUUAAGAAUUUAUCAAAGACCCCAGCCUUGCAAUUAGUGCAUGAGCUGUUUAUGAAAAGCAAAAGGAAAAGAUUCCAGCAAAGCAGUGCACAUGAAUUGUUAGAAGAAAGGGACGGGGGGAAAAUAGCUAUACUACAGCAUGUACUUGCAGGACUGAUUGGUAAGAAAAUGGGUAUAGGAAAACUGGACAUCUUAACAGAAUUAAAAUAUAGAAAUUUAAAGCAUGUUCUUGCAAUGGUUUUAGAUUCCUUGACUGCAGAAAGCCUAUGCAGUGUUUGGAAAGUGAGCAGAAACUGGCGAGAAAUUAUUAUUCAAGAUAAAAAAGCAUAUCGGAGGAGGAAAUUUCAUAUCACACAACUGAAAACAGAUUCUGAGGGGGCUAUAUUAAAUGUUGAGGAUGCUGCCACUCGGCUUCAUCUUUUAAAUCGAUCAGCUUUAAGAUCUGUGCAAGCACAGGCUAGGACACCAGGUUUUCAGAAAGAACAAGUUUCAACAUUUUCUCCUUGGGGAGAAGUUUUGACACCUAUAGUGAGCCCUUCUGUUACUCACUUAAGUAGUAAACAGGAAGAAUAUGUUAAGGUUGCCAAAACACUUUUUAUUGAUGAAGCAUUAAAACCUUGCCCAAGGUGCCAAUCCCCUGCUAAGUACCAGCCUUAUAAGAAAAGGGGACUAUGUAGCCGCACAGCCUGUGGUUUUGACUUUUGUGUGUUAUGUUUGUGUGCUUAUCAUGGGUCUGAAGAAUGUAGUAGAGGAGCAGCAAAGCCAAGAAAUAGAAAAGAUGCUCUUCCAGGAAGUGCCCAGAGUAAGCAGAAUUUAAAACGCCUCUAA